AUUGUGCUUUUGAUGGUUAAUGGAAGUACUUUUUUUUUAUUUGGCAACACCUUGGACCGAAUUCAAUUUGUCUUGAUUUGAUUUUUCAUCAUUUCAUUGAAUAAGAAUUAACGUGUCCAGUAAUGGCCAACGAAUUGUCACCAUCAUUUGAUAUGAAUAUAACCGACCAAGAGCUUCGCCAUAGGCUUAUCAAUGAUCACAAUAUUGAAUGUGGUCCUGUAACAACACAAACUCGACGAAUUCUUUUAAAAAAGCUAAUCAAAUUAGAGCAAGAAAAAAUUGUCAAUGAUUCGAAUGAAACGAAUGGUACAUCCAAUAAUGGCUCAAUGAAUGAUGAUCAACAUGAAUAUUCCGGCUUCAUGAAUGGUGACAAUCAUAACGGUGAUCAUGUUCAAAAUAUUAUAAAUAUUCCUGAUGAAGAUAUUUCUUCAGUUGAAACCAUUCAACCAACCAUUGAAAUUAGACGAUCAACAACACGAAGACAAUCUCCUCGGCGCAGUCUACCAAGACGACAAACAAACAAUUCAGAAGAAAUUGAAGCAAUUAAAUCUUUCAAGGAAGUAGAAAAAACAUUGAAACAGCCAUCUUUCCACAAGAAAUCGUCUAAAAGUUUCGGAAUUAUACAACCUUCAAGCGCAAGUUUAAAUAACUUCUCCUCUGAAAGUUCGGAUGACAAUGAUGAUGUCAACGAAAAGGUCAAACUUACUUCAAAUACUCCGAAUUCACAAAAAAUUUCUGGUAUCACAAUGCCUCGAGUAACAGAGAGUCAAACUUUUCGACCGAUUUCAAGUUUAAGUCGAGCUCCAAUCCGUCGUUCAACUAAAUCAACCUUAUUUGACAUUCAUAAAAGUAAUCCAUCAUUAUUAAACUAUAGCGAUAGCGAAUCUGAUUCGGAACAAUCAUACAAAAAAGAUAAAAUUUGCCAAGCGUUGUUGAAUCAUCGUCCCGGAUUGGGACGAUCCCGUCGUACCGAAAGCAAACGUUCAUUCACAUGGAUAUUUACAUCAUUGUUUCAGAACAUAAAACGUAAAUUGUGGCCAUCUCAAAGAACAAGUUCUACGGCAAAUUUUUCAACAUCAUCAAAUUACAUCUCCUGGGCUUUAUUGAUGUUUGUUAUUAUCUUUUUUGUUGUUAUUUUCUCCAUAUAUUUCUACUCAAAAUUCACCCACACUUCAAGAUAUAAUUUGGAUCUAACUGAUUAUACUUUCAUUGAAGAUAAAAAUAAAUUAUUGGCUCCUAUUUGUAAUCAAAACAAUAUCGAUUCACAAAUCGAUUGCCUACAGUUCGAAAGUGAUAAAAAGCCAGCAUUAAAUAUAAUCAAAGAAAUCAAAAGCUUUAUUGACAAACGUAUUUAUGACACCUAUUGUGGAUCAUCAUCAAACCAAGGACAUCUGCCAAAAAUAACCGAUUUAAUAUUCAAACGAAGUGAUUUUGAGAAAGAUAUACAAGCAAAUCUUGCAUCAUUGUCCGCAUCGGUUACACGUGAUGUCAGUCUCCAUCAAAUGAAUUCAAAUCAAUUAUUCAAUCGUGAUAUGUCCAAUGCAUUCAAAUUAAUCAAACUUAAUACAGCAUGGAAUAUCAAAGUCGAAGAUCAUUUCUUAUCGGAACUAAAAUUAAUGCCAAAUUAUAAUGUAAAUUUGCCAUUACAAUGUUCAUUGAAAUUUUUUUGGAAAUCAAAUUUUUGGAUCAUCAUUUCAUCUUUGGCUAUUGGUUUGUUUAGCAUUAUAUUUUUCCUCUAUUAUCGUUAUAGCAAAAAUCUAGAACUGCAAGAACAAGAACUCGUGUACGAAUUGAUUGAAAAAUCUGUAGAACUAUUACAAUCACCAGACGAACCCCAAUCGAUGCCUGUUUUGCACAUUCGUGACACUUUAUUAUCGCCAGCCGAAAAGAAAAACUCUAAAUAUAAACGAGUUUGGGAGAAGGUUGUAAAUCAAAUUGAAAAUUCGGAUUCUCGUGUCAAAGUUGAAUUCAAAGAAAUUGACGGUGAAGAAUUCAAGGCAUGGAAAUGGAUUGCAUCGACCAAUAGUCCAUGUGUUACUGAUAGUGAAAAUGAUAACGACUUUUCGAUUCCUGCUUCACAACAAUCACAAAAAAUUGGUGGCGUUGAAUGGCAAGGACAAGCGUUUGCUUUUUCCAAUAAUAAGGCUAAUCAAUCGUCAAGUACUGAUGCUAUGGAACAAUCACAUUUUCCCGAAAUGAAUCGUAACAAAAAUUUCCAGGCAUUGACCCGUUUCUUGAAAAUUCGAAAUAUUUUCGAAAAAGAAGCCCAAUACGUCGAUUCAAAUUGGAGCAAAAAGAUUAAGAAUACAAUAUUGGAAAAAACGGCUACUACUUCGGAUAAUGGUCGACAUGAUAUUGUUCAUAUUGAAAUCGAUGAUAGUACUAAUGAAGGUUUAGUAUUUCUUAAAUGUGGAUCAGUGGCUGGAGCAACGAAUGCUUUUCAUGCACUACAUGGCUGGUGGUGUGAAAAAAAAUUGGUCAGUGUAAAAUUCCUAAAAGAAGAUCGCUAUUAUCAACGAUUUCCUCAUGCCCGAUAUAUGGAUACGCCAUUGCAAAUUACAUCGAUCACACAAUAAUUUUAUACAAGGUUGAC
Molecule: messenger RNA, 2593 nt
Organism: Dermatophagoides pteronyssinus (European house dust mite)
Lineage: Eukaryota; Metazoa; Arthropoda; Arachnida; Sarcoptiformes; Pyroglyphidae
Gene: MAN1
Product: LEM domain-containing inner nuclear membrane protein MAN1
Biological process (GO): nuclear envelope organization; negative regulation of BMP signaling pathway
Molecular function (GO): chromatin DNA binding
Source: RefSeq, a predicted model, not a curated record